GUUGGGCGUGGCUCCCUGAUGCAGUGGUGCAGACAGAGAUGCAUAUAAAGAGGACGGGGAUCGCUUGGCCUUUAGGAGUUUGGAAGUUUUUCGUCUUGGUCACUGAAUCAUCGGACUGUCGAGUAUCCAGGUAUCCAACACUUUUCAUUAGUUUGCUGCAUCAGAUCAUCUCAGUGCUGCUUCUCACGACUGACGAACAUUUAACCUUCAGCAGGAUGAUGAAAGUUGGUGUUUUCCUUCUGCUUCUCCUCCUGGAGACGUGCUCGGUUUCCUCCUACGAAAACGUGGCCCUGCGUGGAAAAGCAACGCAGUCGGACCGUUAUGAGCACGCGUUUGGAGCUGCCAGCGCCGCUAUCGAUGGAAACCGUAACAGUCAUUUCCACUCCGGAUCAUGCACCCACACGGAUGAAGAGCACGACCCCUGGUGGAGAGUGGACCUGCUGGAGUCCUACAUCGUCACCUCCGUCAUCAUCACCAACAGAGGAGACUGCUGCGGAUACAGGCUCAACGGGGUACAGGUUCACAUCGGCAACUCUUUGGAAGAAAACGGUGCCAAAAACCCGAUGGUCGGGCAAAUUAACAAAUUUCCUCAAGGCGGAUCGCGCACUCUGACUUUCACUGAUCGAGUGGAGGGACGUUACGUGACCUUGGUUGUACCGGGUUACGAAAAGUUUCUUACCGUCUGUGAGGUGGAAGUCUACGGGUACCGUGCCCCAACUGGAGAGAACCUGGCGGUCCACGGAAAGGCCUCACAGUCCUCACUGUAUGAAUUCGGUGCAGCAUACAACGCCAUUGAUGGGAAUCCCGACAGCAAAUGGGAGCACGGCUCCUGCACGCACACAAAGAACAACAUCGGGCCCUGGUGGCGGCUGGAUCUGGGAAAAACCCACAAAGUGUUUUCUGUUAAGAUAACCAACCGAGACGAAGAGUCGGGGCGACUCAACGGAGCUGAGAUCCGCAUCGGAGAUUCUCUGGAAAACAACGGCAACAAUAAUGCCAGAUGUGCUGUGAUCACAAGUAUCCCAGCAGGUGGUGUAGGUGAGUUUCAGUGUAACGGGACGGACGGUCGCUACGUCAACGUAGUCAUCCCAGAAAGAGAGGACUUCCUGAGUCUGUGUGAGGUGGAGGUGUACGGCUCCCGUCUGGAUUAAGAAGAACUACGCAAUGCGUGAAGAAAAAAAAUCCCUUCCCUGUAAACUCACUGAUUAUCUGCAGCUGUGACCGUUACUGCAUUGUGGAUUUUUUUAGCAUAAAGCUGUGAAGAUGCUAAGGACAGUUUAUGGGCUACAUUCUUGUUACAUCGAGAUUUUUUUACAGCACUUCUCAGUGCAUCAUAGUAUGUUUAGCCAUGUUUUAAUGCUGUUGAAUUGUCUUUUUAAAUACUAACUUUUUUGUGAACUUUCACCUGCUGCAGGAUAAAACUGGUUGUCAUCAAUACAAUUAAAUAAUUAGAACAGACAUUUUUUCAUCUCA
Messenger RNA from Plectropomus leopardus (leopard coralgrouper), 1473 nucleotides. RefSeq lists its product as uncharacterized. Lineage: Eukaryota; Metazoa; Chordata; Actinopteri; Perciformes; Serranidae. The record is from RefSeq and is a predicted model, not a curated record.